ACCCCGCCCCCACACCUUCCGGGCUCAGGUCUGGCGUCCCCAAUCCCACUGGGGACCACCCGGCCUGGGGGUAGAACGAGGGGUGCCCGCGGAUGGAGAGGAGAGCGGUCGAGCUGGCCCCAGCCUGACUGCCCAGCGCCAGGGGGUCAGCGAUUCUAGCGGAGUAGCCGGCGGACCCAGCCGCGCUAGAGAAGGAGAGGAGGCGGCUGACCCAGCCGCGCUAUAGAAGGGGAGGAGGCGGUCCACUUCCCGGAGGGGAGGAGGGAAGGAGGGCACCUGGCUGGCAUCCCGCCCUCCCGCUCCCUCCCUCCCUUCCUCCUCCUCCUGUUCAGCCCCCGCCCCCGCAGACCAAUCCGCACGCCGGCCGGCCUCUACCGCAGACGGGCCCGGGCUGCGGGGUGAGGGUCCCCGGUGGUCGGGGGUCACCGAGAGAUCCCAGGAUGGGCUUCAGGAUGCGCGGCCCGCAGCACCUGGUCCUCAAGGCUCUGCUUCUGUGCCUGGGCCCUGUUUCAGCGACCCUCCACGACCACUACUGUGAGAGCCUGGCCCCUGCGGGCAACACCACUGGGCCCCAGUGCAACGCCUCCGUGGACCUCAUCGGGACAUGCUGGCCCCGGAGCCCGGCCGGGCAGCUCGUGUCCCGGCCCUGCCCUGCCUACUUCUACGGAGUCCGCUACAACACUACAAACCACGGCUACCGGGAAUGUCUCACCAACGGGAGCUGGGCCCCCCGAGUCAACUACUCUCAGUGUCAGGAGAUCCUCAACGAAGAGAGGCGGAGGAGCAGACUGCAUUACCACGUGGCUGUCAGCAUCAACUACCUGGGCCACUGCGUGUCUCUGGGGACCCUGCUGGUCGCCUUCGCCCUGUUCCUGAGGCUCAGGAGCAUCCGCUGCCUUCGCAACAUCAUCCACUGGAACCUGAUCUCGGCCUUCAUCCUUCGCAACGCCACCUGGUUUGUGGUGCAGCUGACCAUGAACCCUGCUGUCCACCACAGCAACGUGGCAUGGUGCCGCCUGGUCACCGCCAUCUAUAACUACUUCCACGUGACCAACUUCUUCUGGAUGUUUGGAGAGGGCUGCUACCUGCACACCGCCAUCGUGCUCACCUACUGCGCUGAUCGCCUGCGCCGCUGGAUGUUCCUGUGCCUCGGCUGGUGUGUCCCUGUUCCCAUCAUUGUGGCCUGGGCCAUUGGGAAAUUGUACUAUGACAAUGAGAAGUGCUGGUUCGGGAAGCGGGCUGGCGUGUACACAGAUUACAUCUACCAAGGGCCCAUGAUCCUCGUCCUGCUGAUCAACUUCAUCUUCCUGUUCAAUAUCGUCCGGAUCCUCAUGACCAAACUCCGAGCAUCCACUACAUCAGAGACCAUCCAGUACAGGAAAGCUGUGAAGGCCACCCUGGUGCUCCUGCCCCUCCUGGGCCUGACAUACAUGCUCUUUUUUGUCAACCCCGGGGAAGACGAGAUUUCCCGUGUCACCUUCAUCUACUUCAACUCCUUCCUGGAGUCCUUCCAGGGCUUCUUUGUCUCCGUCUUCUACUGCUUCCUCAACAGCGAGGUCCGUUCGGCUGUCCGGAAGAGGUGGCAUCGCUGGCAGGACAAACACUCGAUCCGCGUCAGGGUGGCCCGCGCCAUGUCCAUCCCCACCUCUCCCACCCGUGUCAGCUUCCAUAGCAUCAAGCAGUCCACGGCUGUGUGAACUGGGAGAGGGGGCUGGGUGGCGUCUAGGGGGCGGCCCACUACCCGCCACAGGAUCCUGGGGGCUCAGCCCUGGGAUGACCACGCCUGAAGCCUCCAGCAGUGGGGGCAAAGUCCUAAGCCCCCUCAGCCACUUCAGCUCCCUCUGCUAAGCGGCCCGCUGGCCACGCUGGGGUCCUGCAUGACACUGACUCUUGGGAAAGAUGUAGGGUUGUCUCAGUGGGAGGAGUGCUGCCCAACCACCCCAGGCACCCCAGAAUCCUGAGACCCUAUCACCUGCUGCCAGCAGGAGCAAGGAAAGCCAGGGCAUCGAAUAGAGUCAGUGGGAUAGGCAGUGAUGGGGCCGAGGGGAGGGCACUGACCCUUCACCCAUCCCAACUCCCACGAAAGCUAGGGGGCACCUGGGUCCCUCAGAGAGACGUUGGGCCAGGGGUCCAGCAGUGCCUGGGCCAAGAGUGUCCAACCAACCAAAGAUGAUGGCAAUGUCAUUGGAGGCCACCAUGACCUCACCAGAAACCAUGGUGAUGUCAAUGAGGAUCGUUAUGUCAGCAGGGAACACAGUGAUGCCCAAGGGGGCCACAGUGAUGUCACUAGAGAUGGUGGCCGUGCUAUCAUCAGCCUGCUGAAAAUCCCUGGAAACCACAGCAGCUCAGGAACCAUGAUGAUCCCAUCACCUUGGCGCCUUCUCCCCAUCAAGGUGGACCCCGGCCCACCAAGCCACCUCUACGUAUGGCGCUCCCCCCCACCCAAGGCCCAUCUUUCCUGGAAGCCCCGAGAUCCCCGAGUGCCUGGCACCAAGGACAGAGACCAGAGUCAAGGCCAUCCUCACUGGGCUCCUCCUACAAAUCCACUCUCGCAACCAAGCUGGUUCUCCAUGUUGGCCCUGGGAGCCUGCCCUGGGUGGGCUUCGUGCCCCCAACUUAUGCCCAGGAAAGGGGCAACUCAGACUAGACUCAGCAUCACCUGACCCCCCAGCCUGCUCACUGGACUCACUGGGCAGAGGGCUUGGCCAUGGAAGAAAACACCAGACUCCUUGCAGACUACUGGCCUGCUGGCAUCCUUUCCACCUCCCUGUGGGCAGCUGGCAUCUGGAAAGGAGGGCAGGAGGGGUGAGGGACAAAGGAGCAGAAGGAUGGGGGCACAAAGAGGCAGGGGGCUGACACCCCACUGAAUCACGCACAUGUUUCCAGGGUAUAGUAGGGGGCCACGUCUAAUCAGUAAAGCUGUCCGAGUCCCUCACAUACCCCUUUGGUUUGCAGUCCUGCUUGUGUUGCUCCUGGGCAGAGGUGGCCCAAAGGCCCCAGGUUUGGUGGUAGGGAGCUGCCUGUCUGCUGUCCUGCCCAGAUCAGGCUGGCAGCUGGCACUGCACCACGACAUCUGGUGGGAAUACUGUGGCUGCUGAGCAUGGUAGGGGGAAGAGAGGGAGCGG
This is a messenger RNA of Tachyglossus aculeatus (Australian echidna), 3125 nucleotides long. It is a transcript of the gene CRHR1, whose product is annotated as corticotropin releasing hormone receptor 1. Gene Ontology annotation, cellular component: neuron projection; plasma membrane. Gene Ontology annotation, biological process: cell surface receptor signaling pathway; adenylate cyclase-activating G protein-coupled receptor signaling pathway. The record is from RefSeq and is a predicted model, not a curated record. Bases 441 to 1697 code for a protein of 418 amino acids. Gene Ontology annotation, molecular function: corticotrophin-releasing factor receptor activity; corticotropin-releasing hormone binding; corticotropin-releasing hormone receptor activity. The transcript has 13 exons. NCBI's taxonomy places the organism in Eukaryota, Metazoa, Chordata, Mammalia, Monotremata, Tachyglossidae.